AGAAGAAGACUUCCGGUCCAUGUGCUGCACAUCUGAACCAAUAUGGCGCUGGGAGGGAAGAUAAACAGACCCAAAACUGAGCUCGGGAAGAAACUUCUCAAACGGCGGCGAGUUCAGAGCCGAGAGAAGAAGAAGAACAGACAUCGGAUCAUCGGCGCUGUCGUCGAUCAGGGACUCAUCACUGUCCAUCACUUGAAGAAGAGGAGGACCAGUCCCAGAGCGAACAUCACCUUGUCGGGGAAGAAGAGGAGGAAGCUGCUGAAGCAGCUGCAGCACCUGCAGAGGGAGGGCUCAGCCAUGGAAGCUGAAGCUGCAGCAGAACCACAGAAGACAAAGAGCUCCUCUUCAUCCUCAGUCGCCACGAUGAAGAAGAAGAAGGCGGAGUCUGUAGACCCAGGUGACGUGGAGAUGUUCGAUGUGGAAUGAUCUCAGACGCGUCCAAAACCCAACAGAUCCAAACAGCAAGUUUCAGCAUAAACAGAGGGAACUACAGGAGCCUAUUUGGGACAAAACUCAUUAACCUCAAGUGUCAAACUCCAAAAUGAUCUGUUUCUCUUCUCUAAACUGGACCCAGUUCUGGUUCUGGUGUCGUUAACAAACCGUGACGAGCGUUUCUCACGUUGCUCUGAUGGAGCAAAGAAGGUCCAGAUGGGUCCAGGACCGUUUCGUGAUGUGGAGCUAAACGUUGAAUAAAACUGUAAAACA
Molecule: messenger RNA, 705 nt
Organism: Nematolebias whitei (Rio pearlfish)
Lineage: Eukaryota; Metazoa; Chordata; Actinopteri; Cyprinodontiformes; Rivulidae
Gene: c22h11orf98
Product: chromosome 22 C11orf98 homolog
Exons: 4
Coding region: 43-426 (127 amino acids)
Source: RefSeq, a predicted model, not a curated record